AUGGGUUCAGCCAGCGAGAGUACCUUCAAAAAUAUUCAAAAAACACUCGAACCCUACAUCCGACCAAGAGAGGAAGUCACACGUAUAAGACAGAUUUUGGCUGUUCACCUCGGCUCGUCCCUCAACGAUGGCGGUGCACUCGGGCCUCUGGCUCUUAUUGAUACGGAUGAAGUCGAACCCCCCUUAACCGCCCGAGGUUUGCAGAAAGAAUACCUCGAGGCCUUGAACGCAAACAUCAAGGCUCGCGACGAGUUUGCCGCAUGUUGCCAUGAGCAGCCGCAACCAAAGGAGACUCCAACGAGUCCCGAUGACCAGUGUGCAGAUCGAUUGCAGGAACACCUCACAGCAAUCCGCCUUCGACAGAAACGCGAUAAACUGCAGGCCAUUGAGGGGGGUAUCACCUCGCUCAGUCAAAAACCAGCCGCGUCACCCAACUUCCUGAAACCCGAGGAAAUAUUUAGGGAUUCGAGGCCGCUCCCGGAUAUGCCCAGGGAGUUGGUGACUGCUCUGACGUUUGACAAGUCAAACAGCGGCCCGCAUAUUAAGGGGCUCGUCGACCAGCUGGAUAAGCACGUUCUGCAAACGAAGCUCCUGCUGCAACGCGAGGAGCAACUGUUAGAGAAGGUCAAGUCACGAUCCAGCGUCAGACCGGAGACGCUUAGCCCAGGCGCGAAAUUUGAGGCACUGAACAAGACGAGAGAGACGCUUAUCAACUGGAUCGAGACCGAGCUCAGCAAGGCCGCGGGGGAGGAUGGGGGUGCGGAGGGACAGGAAUCCCAAAAGCACCGCCCGCAUGCAGAGUCUCUCAACAUGGAGGAGCAGCUGGCUAGUAUCCAGGAAAAAUAUGCUCAGUAUCUCGAGGCGAGAAAGACUCUUCUUCAGCUUGUCAGCCAGCAACCUCAGCCGGUCAUCAGACCUCCCACGAAGGAGGUGACACCACCAGCUCCAGGAACACCAAAACCACCACCCACCGCACACCUCUUGUCCCCGUACCUCGAGCAACUGCUCUCGAUUUCCCGCGAGCAGAAAGGGCUUAUUGCCCACAAAUCGCACCUCAACGCAACCGUUUCCAAGCAGGUGAAAGAAAACAGCCAGAUCAUCGACCACCUGGCCGAAGAGAGCCACCUCAUACCAGCGCACCCCAUGCCAGGAGCGGGGCGGGCCAAUGCAGCCUUUGCCGAGGCUACGUCGAUGACCGGAGAGCCUGGGCCCUCCGACCGGGUAAGACCCUGGGUGUUCGCGGCCGACUCCGCCAAAAUCUCUACUCUGGAAGCCGUGGCCGAGAAGAUCGAGGAGGGCCAGGUUGCGCUCGAGGGCUCGAUGCGCAGGUUUGGGGAGAUUGAAGAGCUGCUGGGACCACCCCCAGACGGUCAACAGAAGGACAAGGGCGGGAGGGCCGGCGAGGAUGAUCUAUGGCUGGCUGAAGGCCGCCCAUCAGGGAGGGCGGCAGGGGCACGGAAGAAUACGAUCGGAAAAGCAGAGAAACCGGCGGACCCCAAGACGGUGUGGGAUACGUUGGAUGGAAAUCUCGGGCUUCUUCGAGCCGAGAAAGAUAGCUCUUAA
Messenger RNA from Chaetomium globosum CBS 148.51, 1563 nucleotides. RefSeq lists its product as uncharacterized. The record is from RefSeq and is a predicted model, not a curated record. The transcript has a single exon. Bases 1 to 1563 code for a protein of 520 amino acids. NCBI's taxonomy places the organism in Eukaryota, Fungi, Ascomycota, Sordariomycetes, Sordariales, Chaetomiaceae.